Acytostelium subglobosum LB1 is the source of this 585-nucleotide messenger RNA. RefSeq lists its product as hypothetical. The transcript has 3 exons. The record is from RefSeq and is a predicted model, not a curated record. Gene Ontology annotation, cellular component: signal peptidase complex; membrane. Gene Ontology annotation, molecular function: serine-type endopeptidase activity. NCBI's taxonomy places the organism in Eukaryota, Evosea, Eumycetozoa, Acytosteliales, Acytosteliaceae. Bases 1 to 585 code for a protein of 194 amino acids.
AUGAGCCAAACACAACAGCAGCUUCAGCCACAGCUGCCACCACAACCUUCAUUCCUUUCAAAGAUGAAUCCCUUUGCAGGUAUUCCAAAGUAUCAGAUUGCACAACAAAUAAUCAACUUUGGUCUGAUUGUGUCAUCGGCACUGAUGAUCUGGAAGUUUCUGAUGGUGUUCAGUGGUAGUGAGAGUCCGAUCGUCGUUGUACUCUCUGGCAGUAUGCGUCCAGCGUUUGAUCGUGGUGACCUACUAUACCUAAACAUGGACGAUGGUCCAUUCAGAGUUGGUGAGAUCGUUGUCUUCAAAAUCGAUGGCAAAGAGAUCCCAAUCGUACAUAGAAUACUACAUGUUCACGAGAAACCAAAUGGAGACUUUGAUAUCUUGACAAAGGGCGAUAACAACACAGAGCACGAUAGAGGAUUGUACGCGGAUGGACAGAUUUGGCUGAAUCGUCAACACAUUAUUGGAAGAGCAAAGGGAUUCCUGCCUUAUGUUGGUAUGGUCACGAUUGUAAUGCACGACUAUCCUUAUCUAAAGGUGUUACUAGUUGCUGUAUUGGCACUCUUUGUACUCUCCACGAGGGAGGAGUAG